This is a messenger RNA of Mytilus trossulus (common blue mussel), 871 nucleotides long. RefSeq lists its product as uncharacterized. The record is from RefSeq and is a predicted model, not a curated record. NCBI's taxonomy places the organism in Eukaryota, Metazoa, Mollusca, Bivalvia, Mytilida, Mytilidae. The coding region runs from base 385 to 711 and encodes 108 amino acids. The transcript has 3 exons.
AACCGUGAAAACAAAAUGUCAUGAUAUAAGUUGCAACCCAAUACACUAAAUAUUCCAAUGCUUUUUGUCCAAAGAGAGAACAUCUCCGGAAAACAAGUGCGUAUUACGGAUACAAUGUAUUGAAUUUUACCGUGCAGCUAACAUCCCUCGAUAGACCGGUAAUCCUCAGAACAAAAGUCUAUUGCGUUAGACUAGCGAUAAUACCAUUAAUAUAAUUGGUUUGGAUAAAAGUAAUUUCUUGGACUCUGCAAUAGUUGUAUUACAAUUAGAUAAAGCGAAAGUGUGGAAAUUGUAUUUAUGAUCAAAGAAAAGUUUUUGAAUAUGUAAUGAUCUACCAAGUAUACUUAAGUGAAAGAAUUUAAUUUUGAAGUCUUCAAGACAGCUAUGGAUAAAGUCGUAUGUUGUAUGGUGUGUUUGAUUGUAGUUCUCGUAACCGUUAGGUCAGGAGAUACAAGAAAUUACGUAUCAGUGCCGAAGUUGAACUUCAGAUCAUUACAGAAUUUAUUGAUGUCCUCUUUGUCCGAUGAUGACGCAGACGACAACGAGUACAUGGAUGCAGACGACAAUUACCAAGGCAACAGUGUACGUCAAACGUCAGAGGAAUUGUAUAAAUAUGCAAAGCGAGGAAUAGGACAAUGUAUUUUUAACUGUUUAAAACGUCCUGGACAAAUGAACUUCAUACAAUGUAAAUCAAUGUGCCACAAAAGAUGAUGGAGGGAACCACGAUAUUCACAGAUGUUUGAAAGCUGCAUUACAAAAUAUUUCAUUUACCUCUGAAAUAUAAUUACAAAACCAUGUCACACUAUCAUUUGAUUGAGAGAUAUAUCAAGCAUUUUGUCUGGUGUUCUCAAUAAAAUCUGUUUCGGACAAA